Scutellospora calospora is the source of this 130-nucleotide messenger RNA. NCBI's taxonomy places the organism in Eukaryota, Fungi, Glomeromycota, Glomeromycetes, Diversisporales, Gigasporaceae. The record is from the annotation of a GenBank genome assembly.
AUGAAUCCACAACAAUCAGAUGCAAAAUUACAUAAAGUCCAAGAGUCUGGCAUCAAGAAAAAGGCCGGCCAACCAAAACUCAACAAAGAUUUAAACGAAAAUUCAGAAAUCAAGAUUAAAAAUAAAGUUG